AUGGUCUCAGUCAGUCCUGGCGUGACCAUCGUCCUUGCCGCCAUUGCACUGCUCUUCAUCAUCUUCGCCGUUUGGGCCGUCUACGCCCACCUGAUGCCAUACCUACGACACCCCCGGUCCAGGCCUGUGCCGACGACGACGCUCCCUCCUAACACCACCCAGCCUGAUCUCAAGAACCGGCGGUCCGAAUUGACCCGAUCUCUCUAUGGCACGCCACGGUUGCUCUUCCAGGAGCCGCGGAACGACAUCUCCGACUACGACCUGAAGAACACUCGGUACUCGACGCAUGCGCUGGACUAUUCUAGACCUCCUUCCUUCUCCUUUCCGUUUUCGGCCCCGGCCUCGUCCAGUGGUAAGGACAAGGAGAUGGACAAGGAGAAAUACAAAGAUAGAGACGGAGACAAGGACAGAAACAGAGACAGAGACAACCAUUCGUCCCAGGCCGGAGAGCAUUCUCGGUCGCGGUCACGCUCUGGCUCACACUCCCGCUCACAGAGUCGACCUCGCCCUCAGACGCGAGGCAUGGCGGACCUCCGCACGUCAUUAUACUCGGAGCCGGGCCUCCUUCAAACUGACGCGCGCAGCUCUACAUAUAACCUCAUUCUCGAUGUGCCCGACAGCAUUACCAGUGCGGCUCCCUCCAGACCGAAAUCUCGACGCUACGAUUCCUCUACGAGCAUCAAGUCUCAAACGCGAAUGCCCACGCGAUCCCGAUCCCGGUCACGAUCCCAAUCCCAAUCCCAGAGACGCAGAUCUGCCCCGCUGCUGGCCGACGUGCUGGCCCAAGAUCUGUCCUUUACCAUGCCCAGUUCUAGUUCUCAAAAUACUUCGUCCACCGACUUGACGCCAUUGUCGCCCUCUGCGCAUGUGCCUGUGCCCAUCGUUUCGGCCACCACCUUCCUCACCAGCUCCAGGCACUCGCUGCCCAAUAUGGGCGGAUACUUUGCCUCGGUCUCCCCGAUGAACCCAAGUCCAAGUCUGAGUGCGAGUACGAGUACCAAACGGUCGCGGUCGCGGUCGCGCUAUGCCAGUGGCGAAACCACUCUAGGGAGCCGCACGCCUCCUGCGGGCAUGUCGGCCCGGACUUCUACUACUCUGUCCAUGUCUAUGUCCAUGUCUAUGUCCAUGUCAAUCUCGUCGGCCGUUCCUCCAUUGCCGGGAGAGAUUGAUACAAAGGUCGGUGUCACGUCUGGUGGUCAUGAAGUAUGUCGAGUGGAGGAAUCGAAAUGA
This is a messenger RNA of Capronia epimyces CBS 606.96, 1230 nucleotides long. RefSeq lists its product as uncharacterized. The coding region runs from base 1 to 1230 and encodes 409 amino acids. NCBI's taxonomy places the organism in Eukaryota, Fungi, Ascomycota, Eurotiomycetes, Chaetothyriales, Herpotrichiellaceae. The record is from RefSeq and is a predicted model, not a curated record. The transcript has a single exon.